Messenger RNA from Morus notabilis, 2759 nucleotides. RefSeq lists its product as uncharacterized. Gene Ontology annotation, biological process: cell surface receptor signaling pathway. Lineage: Eukaryota; Viridiplantae; Streptophyta; Magnoliopsida; Rosales; Moraceae. The record is from RefSeq and is a predicted model, not a curated record. Gene Ontology annotation, molecular function: protein binding. The transcript has a single exon. The coding region runs from base 418 to 2391 and encodes 657 amino acids.
CCUUGUAAAACCACGUCUCCCUUAAUUAUAAAUAAAAAAAAAACAAAAAAACAAAAAAACCACGUCUCCCUUGAGAAAAUCCCCUUCACACCUAAAAUCUCCCCAGACUCAGUCGCAAUUAAAGCACCCAAAAUUUCAUUAAAAGAAAUCCCUGAUUCUAUCUCUUCACAAUUCAUAUUUGGUCUCUCUCUCUCUCAGGCCCGACCCAUUUAGAUUGGCCAAAAUUUACCAUUUCCAGCUCAUCUCUCCCCCUCUUAGUCUAAACAACCCAACUUGCCUCCUCCAUCUACUCCGUCUAUCACGACCCAGAGAGAGAGAGAGAGGAGAGAGAGGAGAGAGAGAGAGAGAUUCCAGAGAAAACCCACUUCUCCUUUUGAUCUGAUCUCUCUGUUUUUGGGGCUUGUGAGUUGGUCCGCCAUGGCGGACAUAGUGAAGCAGAUCCUUGCCAAGCCGAUUCAAUUGGCGGACCAGGGGAUAAAGGCCGCCGACGAGGCGAGUUCCUUCAAGCAGGAAGGCGGCGAGGUCAAGGCCAAGACGGAGAAGCUCGCGGGGCUGCUGCGGCAGGCGGCUCGCGCCAGCUCCGACCUCUACGAGCGGCCCACGCGCCGGAUCAUCGACGACACCGAGCAAGUCCUCGACAAGGCCUUGUCCCUCGUCCUCAAGUGCCGAGCCAACGGCCUUAUGAAGCGAGUCUUCACCAUCAUCCCCGCCGCGGCCUUCCGCAAGAUGUGGUCCCAGUUGGAGAAUUCCAUUGGCGACGUCUCCUGGCUUCUCCGGGUCUCGGCUCCGGCUGAUGCCCGCGACGACGGAUACCUUGGCCUGCCUCCCAUUGCCGCCAACGAGCCAAUUCUGUGCUUGAUAUGGGAACAGAUUGCCAUUCUCUUCACCGGCUCGCUCGAGGGCCGAUCCGACGCUGCAGCCUCGCUGGUUUCGCUUGCCAGGGACAAUGAUCGGUAUGGGAAGCUCAUCAUUGAGGAAGGAGGGGUUGGACCUCUUCUGAAAUUGAUCAAAGAGGGUCAACUGGAGGGCCAGGAGCAAGCCGCCAGGGCAAUUGGGCUGCUCGGGCGUGACCCCGAGAGCAUCGAGCACAUGAUCCACGCCGGUGUCUGCUCCGUGUUUGCGAAAAGCCUCAAAGACGGGCCGAUGAAGGUUCAGGCUAUGGUGGCGUGGGCGGUGUCCGAGCUUACCGCGAACUACCCUAAAUGCCAAGAUCUUUUUGCCCAGAACAACAUAAUUCGUUUGCUUGUUGGCCAUCUUGCUUUUGAAACUGUUCAAGAGCAUAGUAAGUACAACAUCAACAAAACCACGUCUAUCCACGCCGUUGUGGUUGCCAGCAACAAUUCCAACAACAACGAUAUGAACAAGGCAAACGGCGAUGACAAGCAGAACCAGAAUCAGAUUUCUCAUCCACUCGGAAAUCGCAGCCCAAGCCAAAUGUACAAUGUGGUUACCAACACCAUGGCGAUGAAGGCAGGGUCCAAACCUCUCCAACAGAUAAACAACGGCGCAAAUCAGACCAACCAGGCCAAGAACAACAACAAUGGCAACGCAAAGCAAAAUUAUCAGCACCAACCGCACAAUCAGCAGAAUCUUUCCCUCUCGGGGACAAGCAUUAAGGGAAGGGAAUUGGAAGACCCUGCCACCAAGGCCAACAUGAAAGCCAUGGCAGCAAGAGCACUUUGGCUUCUUGCCAAGGGAAACUCAUCUAUUUGCCGCAACAUAACGGAAUCAAGAGCGCUGCUAUGCUUCGCGGUGUUACUGGAGAAAGGACCUGAAGAUGUCAAAUACAAUUCGGCUAUGGCAUUAAUGGAGAUCACAGCAGUCGCAGAGAAAGAUGCUGAGUUGAGAAGAUCUGCAUUCAAGCCGAGUUCACCCGCUUGCAAAGCCGUAGUUGAUCAAUUGAUAAACAUCAUUGACAAGGAAGAUUCAGAACUCCUGAUUCCAUGUGUCAAAGCUAUCGGGAAUUUGGCGAGGACAUUUCGAGCCACGGAGACAAGGAUAAUUGGCCCAUUGGUGAAGCUGCUUGACGAAAGAGAAGCUGAGGUUUCUAGGCAGGCUUCAAUUGCACUCGCAAAGUUUGCCUCUUCGGUAAACUACCUUCAUCUGGAUCACUCCAAGGCAAUAAUUAGUGCUGGAGGGGCUAAGCACUUAAUCCAGCUAGUGUAUUUUGGAGAACAAAUUGUUCAAAUCUCUGCAUUGGUUCUCCUGUGCUACAUUGCACUGCAUGUACCAGAUAGCGAAGAAUUAGCACAGGCCGAGGUCCUGACCGUGAUUGAAUGGGCAACAAAGCAAGCUUACAUGAACCAAGACGAAACAAUUGAGAUAUUGUUGCAGGAGGCCAAGAGUAGGUUGGAGCUUUAUCAGUCUAGAGGCUCAAGGGCAUUCUAUUGAUUCCAGAAAAAAAAAAAGGUUUAGUAGUUUCGUGUAAUUGGUGAAAGAAAAGAAUUUUCAUUAUUUUAUUUCUGUUUGGUCAAUCUCAUGGAGUGUAAAUACAAUUACUUGCCCUUUGUAAUUGUUUAAAAGAUUCUCAGUCCUUUGAGGAAGCUGUUUCUCUCUGUGUUUUGUUUCUCCCACCUCAAACAUGAACCUAUCUGCAUAUACUACUUUCGGAUUCUAGAACUUUCCAAUCUUCCUUUUCUUUCCCUCAACCUUCCGGGGAAUCCAGAAAUAGAGUAGACAGUUUUUACUUUUUCGGGUCCAAAUUCUCCUAAAAAUGCUGAAAAUGGUUAAAUAUUGCGUUAUAUGCAGAAAAACUACAA